UUUAACUUAAAAAAAAGGAAAGAGUGAAAGUUAAAUCAUUUAUUUACCAACCGACCGACGGAUAGUCUAUAAAUACCAGAGAGAAAGAGAGUGUUUGUUUGUCUUAUGCGCUUACACAACAGAAACUCUCUCUAUCGAUUUUUGUCUCAGUUAGGGUUUGGUUUGUUGGUGAAAGAAAGAAUGGUGAAAGGAGGUACGAAGAGGAAGCCUGAGAUGAAGAAGAUCACUAACAAAGCUUCGCGCGCUACUACUUUUUCGAAACGCAGAGACGGUCUCUACAGCAAAGCGGCUCAGCUUUGUGUUCUCUCCGACGCUCAAAUCGCUAUCUUAGCGACACCCUCUUCUUCUUCCAACUCCAACGCUUCUUUCUUCUCGUUUGGUCACUCCUCAGUUGAGUCCGUUGUCUCGGCUUAUCUCGCCGGACAAAGACUUCCUCCUGUUUCAUCAUCGCGUGACACGAGAGAAGACCUCGGUAUUUGCAUGGCUCGCAAGGAUCUAGGGUUAGGGUUUUGGUGGGACGACGAGAAGCUUGCCAAUUCGAAGAAUCCGGAGGAACUUUUGGAAGCGAUGGAGUCUAUGAAAGUACUCAUGAGCCAUCUCAAGGGUUUGGAGAAUCAAACGCUAACAACCGUCGACGAGGAGAUUUCACCUGAGUUGGAUGAAUGGAGUGAGAUGGAACUUACUCGACUCCUCCAAGAUUGUGAUGAUGAUGUACCACCACCACCACCACCUCCACCUCCUCUUUUUAGCAACACUGACAAAGAAGAAGAGGAUCAGACUGUAUCUGACAACAACAACAACAACAACUCUGUAUCAUCAUUACCUGAAAAAAGCUUGGAAGAAGUGACGAUGGAUCUUGAUUUUGAUAGUAUUUUUGAAGGUUUGGUACCCUAUGAUGAAGCGGAUCUCUUCUGGUCUGAUGACUUAUUGCUCAUUUAAUUUUGAGGAGACUACGUUCGGUUUGUACUCGAUCAGUUUUCUCAGAUGAGAGAAGAUUAAUCGAACUCCUACGGGUUUGGUUUGUGUCUCCAUGUCUUAAUCAAGUGUAAUAAAAUGUUUAACAAGUAAAAUUUGAGGUUUUUGUACUUCUUCUUGUUAUGUUUUUUGGUAAUUUGUUCUCACAUAUAUUCUUUGCAAACGUUUUGUACUGGUAAUGAUCUCUGCUCCCAUCUUCAAUAAGAAGUUUUAUAAUCAAAACAUACAUUAGGGACAUUCAUUAUAAAUCAGCAGUGACCUAAUAAUAGCUUGUUCGGUGAACAAACACAGAGGAACUUACUUAAAAAAAACGUGUUGUUCCAUUUCUUCUUGGAACUUAAAUUUUCUUAUGUAUAAGCGUGAGGUGAUCAGAAGCAGAUAUGCGACCUAUUGAGGUUACAAGAUAUGUUGUGUUUGGUUCUCAUGACUCAUGAGACCAUUGGAUGACUUUUAUCUUUUGAGUAAAACAGGAUUGACUUCUCAAAAAUCCCUUUUGUGUAGUAUGUUUAAAUAGAAUCCGUUUUGUGUUUCAUAGGUUCAAAACAGAAUGGCAAAGAUUGUGACUUACGUUAGGUCUUCCUAUUGCCUUAAGGAAUAAACUAGAUUUUGAUCCGCGCUUGGAAAGCGCGGGGUUGUUGGAUUAUAUUAUAAUAAAAAAAAUUAUUAUAUCGAAAAAUAUAAUUUUUAACAGCUAUAUAAUCUACAAAUUAGUUUAUUUGAGAUUUUAUAUGUACACUUUUACGUAAGUUUCUUUUCGACAUGAGAAUUAUAUUCGGAUCAAAAAACAAACUAAACCGACCCAAAAUUAUAGGUUAGUUCAUGUCCAGAGAAGAUAACCUAUUAUGUUUUUUUUGACCCGCAGGUAUUUGUUUGAGUCCGGGUCCUACCCUAAACUCGAUCAUAAAUAUGUGUUUAUUAGGUAUAUUUGGAUAUUUUGAAUAUGUUUCCGGUAUUAUGGAUAUUGUUUUUAAGUUUUUGGUUUACGAUUAGAGUUUUGAUUUCAGGUAAAUUUUUCAAAUUAAAAAGAAAAUUGGGUAUUUGGAUAAAAUUUUGGGUAUUUUUUAGUUCAUCGUGUCACAUUUUGAAUAACAUUUUAAAUUUUUAGGUAUUUGAAUUUUUUUGGUAUUUGUUUGGAGUUUCGAAUACUUUUCGUGUUUUGGAUAUUUUUCAGAUUUUUUAUAUAUUUUGAAUUCUUUUAGGAUCUUAAAUACCCUAACAGAUGUGGACCCAUUACGUCCAUAUUAGGUCCAACAACCUUUUGAUAUAGAUUUUUAACGUUAUUGUACAAAAAACAUGGUUGAUGAAAUAUUUUUCUGAGUAAAAGUAUCAUAAGAAAUAAUAUUAAGAUCUGUUAAAAUAUUUAAAAUAUUGUAUGUUUAGAAUGAUUAAUGUAUUAUCAGAAAAAUAAUAAAUAGUUAUACAUAACUCCAACAACUUUUUUAUAUUAGAUUUUUUAAAACUCUUUCCUUUUUAAUAGUAUUGAUUCGUUUUAAGUGAAAAGUAUAAUAUCUAAACAAAUAAUUUUCAAAAUCUUGAAUAAUCAAUACUGAUAUCGUGAAAUCGGGUUAGCUUUAAUAGAACCAAUGAAUUUCUUCAUUUUUGUUAAGGUAACAUGAAUAUUCAGAAAAAUC
This is a messenger RNA of Brassica napus (rape), 2606 nucleotides long. Its product is annotated as agamous-like MADS-box protein AGL97. Gene Ontology annotation, biological process: positive regulation of transcription by RNA polymerase II. The transcript has a single exon. The record is from RefSeq and is a predicted model, not a curated record. Lineage: Eukaryota; Viridiplantae; Streptophyta; Magnoliopsida; Brassicales; Brassicaceae. Bases 106 to 939 code for a protein of 277 amino acids. Gene Ontology annotation, molecular function: DNA-binding transcription factor activity, RNA polymerase II-specific; protein dimerization activity; RNA polymerase II cis-regulatory region sequence-specific DNA binding.